GUCCAUUUCUGUCUUGCAAUCGGCGGCGGCCGGCGAGGCGGCGACCGACGGACCCAGGCUUCCUAUCGUCGCCGGAAUCCAUGUGCGGCUGGCUCUCCCAUUCCUCCCCUCUCUACUCCCAUCCACCCCCGCGCCCUCGCCGCUGGUAGAUCGCCCCCCGCGGAGCCGAUGCCCGGGAGGACGCGCUUCUCCGACCUCCACGACGACCUCGUUGCCGCCGUCCUCGCCCGCCUCCCUCUCCGCCAGGUCGCCCGCGCGCGGCUCGUGUGCAGACGGUGGCAUGCCCUCACCGCGUACCACAGCUUCCUCCGCAGCACCGCCUCGCGGCAGACUGCCGCCGGGUUCUUCGUCAACGACCACCUCAGCGUCAGGGCCGACUACGUCCCUUUUCCCCACGGCUGCUCGACGGCCGCCGAGAACGGCCCCGCACCGGACCUCUCCUUCAUCCCCAGUGCCGCCUUGCCUGGGCAUCCACAGCGCGGCGUCCAUGUCUCCGGCUCCUGCAACGGGCUCCUGCUCCUCUGGUGCCCGCUCCACCGCCCGGCGGGGCACUACGCCUGCAACCCGCUGACCAGGGAGCUCGCCCGGAUCCCGGUGGGGGAGGGGCUGCGCAGCCUCAACCUCGCCUUCGACCCCUCGGUGUCGCCGCACUACAAGGUGGUCGGGUUCGGGCACAUGUCGGACAUCCAUGUCUACUCCUCCGAGACAAGGUCCUGGGGAGCGGCCGUCUACCACGACCGCUCCCUCUUCUCCGGCCUCCGCUCCGUACGCGGAGUCUUCUGGAACGGCUCGAUGGUGUGGACGGUGGGGCAUUCCCUGGUCCAAUUUGUUCUGGAAGGGGGGCAUCUGAAGACGAUACCCAUGCCGCCCAAGAGGAAGGAAGGGUGGUUCUGCACCUACAUCGGGGAGUCGGCCGGGCAUCUUCAGAUGAUUGGCUACACGAAGGAGGAGAAGCUCACUGCCUGCUUCGAAAUCCUGGAGAUGCAGCGUGGUCGGUCCGAGUGGUCGCAUCUGUACCGUGUUGAUCUUGGUCGGGUGAAAGAACUGCAUCCUGAGAUUGAAUGGCCGACAUGGGAUACCCGGUCGGAGGAGCACAAGGUGAUUGGGUACCUUGCGCUUUCGCCGGUCUGUGUCAUCCGAGGAACCGGGGAGGCUGGGAAACAUGGGGUCUUGAUUUUCAGCAUACCAGGAAGGAUCAUGUUGUACGACAUGAAGGACCAGAGGAUUUCAGUUGUCGGAGAAGUUAGGAGCUCUGCUACGGAACUGCGCUCCCUGUGCCACUUCGAGCAUCCUUGGUAUUACUUCUAUGCUUACAGUCCUAGCUUGUUUACUUUGUAGUCAUUACUUGCUUUGACAAGGAUGUAUCAUGUAUGUGGUCCUUUUGUGUUAUAAUGGUAUCUUCAGAUGCCCUCAAAAAAGAUGGUAGUGUCGCUACUCCCUUGAAAAGAUAGAGACAGGGGAAGAGAUAAAUCAGAAAUGUUAACCAGCAAACUCUCCUUUUGCUGACAACUUUUUGCUCACUAGCAUUUUAUCUGCUAGUGGGAGCUCAAAUGUUUACCAAUUAAAUCUAGAAAAAACAGUAGGAUAUCCUGCACACUGCAGCAGUGUUUAGUAGGACGAUAAUAAUAAGCUAGUAUCAUGUGCUGUGGUCCCAGUGGUAAGCAAGGAUCAAGGAAACAACAGACAA
Panicum virgatum (switchgrass) is the source of this 1687-nucleotide messenger RNA. RefSeq names its product F-box protein At5g07610-like. Gene Ontology annotation, molecular function: protein binding. The coding region runs from base 169 to 1338 and encodes 389 amino acids. NCBI's taxonomy places the organism in Eukaryota, Viridiplantae, Streptophyta, Magnoliopsida, Poales, Poaceae. The transcript has a single exon. The record is from RefSeq and is a predicted model, not a curated record.